AUGAUGGCCUCGAAGCGAACACGGGGCGAACGCCAGCCCCUGCUUAGGGAGGUUCCCCCAGUGCCAAUCCAGGAAGACAGCAGCACCUCCCCGGACGACCUGUGCUACGCCCACGAGCACGACACGUCGCACCCGCGCACGACCAGCACAGCCGCCAAGAUCGUCGCCACGACGACCUCGUUCCUCGUGCUGGGCAUGCUCAUCUCGACCCCGGGCGUCGUCCUCCCCCACCUCGAGGCGCACUACCACCUCACCGACGUCCGCGCGAGCCUCAUCUUCCUCAUCGCCCCCUGGGGCUACCUCGCAGGCUCGUACCUCAACGACCCCAUCCACCGGCGCCUCGGCCAGCGCGGCAUCGCCGCCAUAGCCCCCGUGUGCCAGGCCCUCUUCACCACCGCCGCCGCGACGUUCCACGACGCCCGCCGCUGGGGGUUCGAGGUCUUCCUCGUCGCCACCGCGGUCGGCAACUUCGGCGCGGGGCUGGUCGACGGGUCGUGGUGCGCGUGGGCGGGCGGGCUCGGCGGGUCGCGGCGCAACUCCGUCCAGGGCCUGCUGCACGGGAGCUUCUCCGUCGGGGCCGGCCUGGGCCCCUUCCUCGCGGGGACGCUGUUCUCCGUCUACGGGGCCCCGUGGUGGGACUGGUACUACGUCCUCCUCGGCGCGGUCGUGCUGCAGGCUGUCGUGCUGCUGUGGGUGUUCCGGUUCGAGGACGGGGCGCGGUACCGCGAGGCGCUGGCUCUGUCCAAGGAGCCUGCCGAGGUCGACCGGGCCUCGGAGGCGCCGCCGCUUGCAGGGCACGCUGGGGGAGGGGCGUUGAAGCACGCGGUUACCUGGAUCUGUGCGGCUUACUUCCUGGUCUACGUGGGCACCGAGGCCGCCAUAUCUGGCUGGGUCGUGACUUUCAUGCUCCGGGCGCGCCAUGCAUCAACCUACGUCGCGAGCCUGUCGUCCUCGGGCUUCUGGAUCGGCAUGGCAGCGGGCCGGCUCCUCCUGGGACUCGUGACGGACAAGGUGGGCGUGCGAAGCGCCGCCACCGUCUAUGUGGUCAUUGCCAUCGCGGCUCAGGCGGUCGUGGCCGCCGUCGACAUCGCUGCCGUGUCGAUUGUCGCUGUCAUUGUCGUGGGAUUCUUCCUGGGGCCCCUAUUCCCCUCGGGCAUCGUCGUGCUGGCACGACUGCUACCCAAGGACCUGCACGUCGGCGCUGUGUCCUUUGUUGCCUCUGUUGGCCAGCUCGGGGCGGCCUUCGGGCCGUUUGCCAUGGGCGCGAUGGUGCAGCUGUUGGGCAUUCGGAUCUUCCAGGCCUUCAUCCUCGCAUUACUCGUGGUGGCGCUGCUGAUUUGGCUCGCCUUCCCGAGAUUACCGCCUGUUGAAACGGAUGGUGGUGGCUCGGGAAGUGCCGAGGCCGCCAACCAUGAUGCUGGGAGGAGAGGACCUUGA
Diaporthe citri is the source of this 1437-nucleotide messenger RNA. RefSeq lists its product as uncharacterized. Lineage: Eukaryota; Fungi; Ascomycota; Sordariomycetes; Diaporthales; Diaporthaceae. The coding region runs from base 1 to 1437 and encodes 478 amino acids. The transcript is spliced from 2 exons. Gene Ontology annotation, biological process: transmembrane transport. The record is from RefSeq and is a predicted model, not a curated record. Gene Ontology annotation, cellular component: membrane. Gene Ontology annotation, molecular function: transmembrane transporter activity.